AGUAACUGUCAAUAGUUUGAAGAAGUGCUGAGCCGCGUGUGCGCGUUAGAAUAUUAGUCAGCAUUUAUUACCGCCAUAACGGCAGUUGCGUUCUGUGAUCGAGUGUUAAAGGGUGAAGUUUGUGUUAGAUAUUAAGCAAGACAAGAUGACAAGCCUGGUGGUGUCAUUUUCGACCCGGUAUGAAAACAUCACGAAGGGAGCAGAUCCCAUCAUCGACGACUGGUUCUUGAUGAGCUCCCCGCUUCCCGUGCUAUCGAUCGCAGCCUGUUAUCUCCUCUUCGUGCUCCAGUACGGCCCCCGAUGGAUGGAAAAUCGUAAGCCCUUCGUGCUGAAACACACUCUCAUCGUGUACAAUGCGGCCCAGGUUCUCUUUUCGACGAUGCUCUGCGUGCAGCCGUUCUUCAUCGGAGGUAUCAAUCGGGCGCUGUACGUCACCUGCAAUGCUAACGCAUCCGUGGACCGUGAUCUUCAGCUGACGAUUUGGAAUGGAACCUGGUGGUAUAUGGUGCUGAAACAUGUCGAGCUACUGGAUACGGUGUUCUUUGUGCUACGCAAGAAGCAGAACCAGGUGUCAUUCUUGCACGUCUACCACCACACCAUUAUGGCCGUGUUCACCUGGGGCUAUCUGAAGUAUUUGCCAGGCGUCCAAGGAGCUUUUCUCGGAAUCCUGAACUCGUUCGUGCACAUUAUCAUGUACACGUACUACCUGAUAGCGGCCAUGGGACCGCAGUAUCACAAGUACCUCUGGUGGAAGAAGUACAUGACGACGAUUCAGUUGACGCAGUUUGGCAUCAUGCUCGUCUACCUGUUUCUCAUCAUCAGCCUCCAGUGCAGCGUGCCCCGAUCGCUGACCUUCUUCUUCGUGAUCAACGUUACGAUAUUCCUGUUCCUGUUUUGGAACUUUUAUCGAAAGGCCUACACCAAGGAGGAACGGGGCCAGAAGGACGAGAAGAAGCUGCAGUGAGGUUGAGAAAUAAAUUUCUGUUGUUGUUA
Molecule: messenger RNA, 993 nt
Organism: Ochlerotatus camptorhynchus
Lineage: Eukaryota; Metazoa; Arthropoda; Insecta; Diptera; Culicidae
Gene: bond
Product: james bond
Exons: 4
Coding region: 146-964 (272 amino acids)
Biological process (GO): fatty acid elongation, monounsaturated fatty acid; fatty acid elongation, saturated fatty acid; very long-chain fatty acid biosynthetic process
Cellular component (GO): endoplasmic reticulum membrane
Molecular function (GO): fatty acid elongase activity
Source: RefSeq, a predicted model, not a curated record